Molecule: messenger RNA, 3934 nt
Organism: Pollicipes pollicipes
Lineage: Eukaryota; Metazoa; Arthropoda; Thecostraca; Pollicipedomorpha; Pollicipedidae
Product: zinc finger protein basonuclin-2
Exons: 6
Coding region: 110-3085 (991 amino acids)
Biological process (GO): regulation of DNA-templated transcription
Cellular component (GO): nucleus
Source: RefSeq, a predicted model, not a curated record
CGGGCCGUUUUCCGGGGAGGAGGUCCCCGUCGCAGGCUACGCACGAGCGCGGACAACGUGGCCCGAGGCACCGUCUCCUGAGUUGAGGGCCUGGUGACAACCUCGUGCCAUGGGUAUUGUUGCCAGGAGAACAGGAGAUGUGCAGGAGCUCGCCGGCCCCGAGACGGACGCCCCAGGGCGCAUGCGCCCCGUUCGCCAAUCAGCGCCGGAGCCGGGCAAGCCGCGCGCCGGCCUGCCAGGCGCGGACCUGAACAUCCGCUGCACGAGCGCCGGCUGCGCCUGCACCAGCUUCACACCCGGCGAGGGCAGCAUGAGGAUGUGCCAGGAUUGCAAUCACGGCUGGAUCCAGCACGCGCUGGACAAGCUGGGCCGCCAGCCGGCCUUCCCGGCGCUGCAGACGGAGCCGGUGACGCCGGCGGCCAUCUUCGACAUCGCCGCGCUCAUCCUGUUCGGCUGCCAGGCGGUGCCCAUCCGGCUCAAGAUCCUGCUCGACCGGCUCUUCGCCAAGCUGGCCGACGACGACGUGGCGCAGAUCCUGCGCGCGUUCGGCUGGAGCCGCGAGGAGUACGUCCAGGGCUACAUCAAGGAUGGUGUCUGGACUAAGUGUAGUCCCGAAGAGGAGCCCCUCAUACUGCAGCAGUUCAUGCGCUUCGAAGAGACGCGCCCGAUCGCGUUCGAGUUCCUGCAAAAAGACGAAAAGGAUGGUAAGAAGCCGCCGCUCGAGCCGGAUAUGAAGAAGCUGGUGGAGCGUGUUCAGCCGUUCCUGCGGCCGGAGCUGCUGCAGCGGCCGGGCCUGUGUCUGCCGGGCCUGCGGCUACCCGCUCCCUUCCCUGUCUCCAGCGCCAGCAACGGCGCGUUCGGUCCGCCGCCGCUACCGCCGCCGCCGCCGCCGGUGGCUCCCCCCGCCAGCGCCACGGGCUCGCUCUCGCCGCUCAACAAGCUGCAGAGCAUGCAGCCGUUCGAGCGGCGCAGCCCCGACGGCUCGCUCGACCUGUCGCGGCCGGCGCCGCAACAGCCGCAGCUCUCCGCCGCCGGCCCGCCCGCCUCCAGCGCCGUCAACCUGACGACGAGCGGCGCCGGCCGGCCGGCCGUCGACCCGCAGGCAGCGCUGAACCUCUCGGCCAGCGCCAUGGAGCUGGAGAAGCGGGCACGCAAGGCCAUGACGCCCAUCAAGCGGCGCGGCCAGUGGGACCCGAUCGGCCCCAACCCGACGGCGCUCGUCAACCCGGUGACGGGCAAGAAGCGGGUCCAGUGUCACGCCUGCCUCAAAACCUUCUGCGACAAGGGCGCACUCAAGAUCCACUUCUCAGCCGUGCACCUGAAGGAGAUGCACAAGUGCUCGGUGGACGGCUGCACCAUGAUGUUCAGCUCGCGGCGCAGCCGCAACCGGCACAGCGCCAACCCCAAUCCGAAGCUGCACACGCCUCACAUGCGGCGCAAGAUCUCGCCGCACGACGGCCGCAUGUCGCAGUCGCACGGCCCGAUCAACCUGCCGCCGACGCUGACGCCCAACUUCCCGCACCCGGGGCUGCUGGGCGGCUUCAACCCGCUGACGGGACUGCCGCUGCUGCCCAGCCCCGAGCUGCAGAAGCAGGCGCUCGAGUCGCUGCACAGCUCGCUCAACACGCUGGACCUGGCGUACCCGCGCUCGCCGGCCGGCUUCAUGCUGCCGGGCGGCGUGCCCGACAGCCUGAACGCCACCAUGAGCCGCCGGCUGGAGCAGUACCAGGAGGAGAUGCGCCGGCGGGGCCUGCUCGACGCGCAGCGCGACGACGAGCCGGGCAAGCGGUACCGCUCCGACUCCAACGACGAGCGCAGCACGGUGGCCGACGACGACGGCAGCGUCGAGAAUCAGAGCGUCAACGGCGAGCCGCGUACCAACGGCAGCGACGGGCCGCAGAGCAAGCGCAAGCGCAAGAGCCAGAACCCGCUCAAGUUCUCGGUGCGCAUCGACGAGGACGACAUCCACAUGUCGUCGGACGACUCGUCGCUCGACGACCUGCCCGACGACGACGACGACAAGGACGACGAGGAGGACGACGAGGAGCUCAAGCACCUCAAGUCGGACGACGACAGCGGUGACGAGGAGAAGGAGGCGGAGGCGGAGGCGCGCGACGUCAAGCCCAGCUUCCCGUCGCUGGCGCCACAAGAGCCGGAGCCGGAGCCGGGGCCAAAAAACGAGCCGGGCCCCGGGUCGGUCCCCAGUGAGCGGCCCGACUCGGCGCCGGCCGAGGAGCGGGAGGACGGCGAGGAGGAGGAGGCCAGCUGGGCGCGGCAGGCCCGCCAGCAGCAGAGCUUCGACGCGCUCAAGCGGUUAGAGAGCUUGUCCAAGGGCAACUUCGAUGAUUUUUUAGCCAAGGGCCCCAUGGGCCAGCAGGGUUUUCCGCCAGCUAGCCUGCCCAUGGGGCUGAAUCCUCUGAGCAUGAUGCAGCCGGACGUUGGCGGUCAGGAGAACGCCGACAGCACACGCGACGAGGACGAGCUGUCCAACGGCGACUCGUCCUUUUCAGUCAGCCCGUCGUCCAGUCCCAGUCACCUGGAGGACGGCUACAUCAGCAACGCCGAGGUGCCCAUCGACAAGGACAACCCGCGGCGGUGCGUCGUCUGCGGUAAGAUGUUCCAGAACCACUUCGGCGUUAAGACGCACUACCAGAACGUGCACCUCAAGGUGAUGCACAAGUGCACCAUCGAGGGCUGCAAGGCCAAGUUCCCGUCGAAGCGCAGCCGCGACCGGCACAGUUCCAACUACAACCUGCACCGCAAGCUGCUGUCGACGUCGUCGGAGCAGGCGGCCGGUCGGCCGGAGGCGGCGUUCGCCGGCUUUCCGUCCGCCUGGGGCAGCGAGUACCUGGCGCGGCUGUGCGCCGAGCCAGGCCUCUUCCCGCUGAGUCUGCCGGACGGCGCGCCGCUGCGGCCGCACCCCAUGUUCCUGCAGUCGCUGAUGCACCCGGCGCUGGCGGCCGGCUACCAGGCGUCGCUGGCGCGCGGCGCCGAGCGCGGCCGCUCGCGCUCGCCCUCGCCCUCGCCCGGCUCGCCGCCCGCCAUCAAGGAGAACAACAACGAGACGCUGGCCAAGGUGUCCUGAUGGGCCGGCGCCGGCGCCGGCGCCGCUCCGUGUGCCAAGGUGUGCUCCCCGAGGGUUGCGCUCCGCUGAGGUGAUCUCUGUACAGCCGGGCCGACCGCACCAGGUCGAAGAGCCAAUAUCAAAUCACAUGGUUGUUAUCAUCAUCGUUAGCGGAUAGGUUCAAUGUGGCUUGGAGGCGAGUUUGUAAUUACUACAAUAAUCUAUGUGCGCGGCGCGCGGCCGCCGCCGGCGCUGGUGCGACCCUUCUCCGUGGCAUUGCGUGCAGGACGUGGAGCUGUUUAUAAACGCGUGUGAGAUACGUACAAAGCCAUAACGAAGUGCUAAUCAGCCCGCUUCUCAAAGCGCUCGGUAACACUGAGCCACGUGUAUGCAUGGAGCGACGACGACAGAGAAAUCAAAGCUGCUUGUCGCGGAGUGCAGUCCUGUGUAGCUAUGUAAAAUAAUACCGGACUGGAGGCGUUAGGAUCUCCGCCUGUGAAGCUUUACUCCGCGCAGCUACUUGGUAUAUGUGAGCCCCAUUGUAGGUCGCCCGGUGUAGUCCUUAAUGUUGAUAUAUAUUGAGAUACGUAACAGGCCUUCCAUACGAUUAAGUUUGAUCUGCUGUGAUGAAUUGAUUGAACUGUCUUCUUGGUGAGUUUAUUUUGUUGACGGUUAUUUAUUCUUUCCUCUCUCUCUCUCUCUCUCUCUCUCUUUCUCUCCUCGGCUCAGCGGAGCGAAUCUGAAGUGAUUUUGAUUAGGUUGGAGGCAUCUAGAAGUGCGAGGUGGCCAUCUAGAGGUGCGAGGUGGUCAGGCGGUUUAACGGACGGUGGUGUCAUGUCUCGCAUUGUUAUGAUAUAAAUAAAUUGUACG